This is a messenger RNA of Strongylocentrotus purpuratus (purple sea urchin), 3976 nucleotides long. RefSeq names its product atrial natriuretic peptide receptor 1-like. Gene Ontology annotation, biological process: protein phosphorylation; cGMP biosynthetic process; receptor guanylyl cyclase signaling pathway. Bases 93 to 2564 code for a protein of 823 amino acids. Lineage: Eukaryota; Metazoa; Echinodermata; Echinoidea; Camarodonta; Strongylocentrotidae. The record is from RefSeq and is a predicted model, not a curated record. Gene Ontology annotation, cellular component: membrane. The transcript has 21 exons. Gene Ontology annotation, molecular function: natriuretic peptide receptor activity; peptide hormone binding; guanylate cyclase activity.
UUCUUUCCAUUUCGUUCUCAUCGACCGAACUCGCCCAUGCCAUCACGUAUACCCUCUAUAUACGCAUCUUCUGCUCACGUGUAGUUAUCUUCAUGGCUGUGGAUGGCGAUACCUUACGUGAGAUCAUGCUUCAUGCCUAUGAUUUAGAUCUUAUCAAUGGCGACUAUGCCUUCAUCAACAUCAUUCCGUUUCGAGAUGAGCAGUUGUUUGGGGACGACUCAUGGGAGCGUGGUGAUAAUCGCGAUGAAGAGGCCAAGGUCGCCUAUCAAGCUUUGAUGACGAUCCGUGUCUUUGAACCUACAUCAGAAGCUUACCGAGAGUUUGAAGAAAAUGUCAGGGAAAGGCAAAAGAGAGAUUUCAACAUCACUGAUUCAGGUGCUGGUUCGAACAUCUUCUUGGCCUCUGCGUUCUAUGACGUCAUGAUCUUAUAUUCUCUGGCGAUUAAUGAAACGAUCGCAGAGGGAGGAGACGUAUAUGACGGGCAUGCUGUUACCAAGAAAAUGUGGAACAGAACAUUUGAUGGAUUAUACGGUAAGGUGAAAAUCAACGAGAAUGGUGACCGUGAUUCAGAGUAUUCUCUUUGGGACAUGACAGAUACUGAGAACGGUACAUUUGAGGUGGUUGGUAAUUUUUACCUGACAUCGUCUGGUUUGAAGUACACGCCUGUCCCUGGUAAACCAAUCAAGUGGCCUGGAGGAGCCACUAGUCCUCCUCGUGAUACUCCAUUCUGUGGAUUCAAUAAUGAAAACCCAGAAUGCCAACCAGACGGGAGGCUUUCGACUCUUGCCAUUUCUGGAAUAGCUGCAGCAUCAGUACUAUUACUAUCAUUUCUUAUCCUAGUCCUCGUGUACAGGAAAAUACGUCUAGAUGCUGAACUUCUCCGUAUGUCUUGGAAGCUGUCUUGGGAUGAACUCGUGUUUCCUGAAGAAACCAAGUCUGGCCAAUCAAAGUUUUCUGGUUCUUUCGUGACGUCAAUCGGCCAUGGAACAUCACACCACAGACAGAUGUUCGCCACUGUGGCUAACUACAAGGGUCGACUGGUAGUGAUCAGAAGGAUUGAGAAAACUAAACUAGAUUUAACUCGCGAGGUAUUGAAGGAACUAAACUAUAUGCGUCAAGUGGAACACAACAACCUUGUUCGUUUCGUCGGCGCAUGCGUAGAUGCUCCCAACAUAUCUAUCAUUUCUGAGUACUGUCCUAAAGGAAGUCUUCAGGACAUAGUUGAAAAUGAUGCUUUAAAACUAGACAACAUGUUCAAGAAUUCUCUCAUCACUGACGUUAUGAGGGGACUGCACUACCUUCACAGCAGUGUGAUCAUGUUGCAUAGUAGACUGUCAUCUUCAAACUGCGUGGUCGACAGCCGAUUCGUUCUCAAACUCACUGACUACGGGCUGACCAAGUUCAGAGACACCGAUAGCAAUGAAAGACAAACCUCAAAGAACGAACAGAAAAUGCUCUGGCAAGCCCCGGAGACACUGCGAUCAGCCAAUCAACAGCCAACUCAGAAGGGCGACAUCUACAGUGUGGGUAUCAUCAUGCAAGAAAUCGUCACAAGAGCACGCCCUUUCGAAGAAGAAAGAAGCUCCAUGGAGAUCGAUGAAAUCGUGAAGAAGUUGACAGAGACGAGUUCACCACCUUUCCGCCCGGAGAUAGACCCUCAACUAUGCACCGAUGAGAUAAGGUCCAUCAUACAAGCAUGCUGGGAAGAAAUGCCAGAGAAUAGACCAGCUACUACAGAUUUACUCUCAAGCAUGAAGAAAAUCAACAAGAAUUUAUCUGGUGGCAACAUCCUUGAUAACUUGUUGAGUCGCAUGGAACAGUACGCCACCAACUUGGAGACACUGGUGGAGGAGAGAACGGCAGCGUUCUUAGAGGAGAAGAAGAGAUCAGAGACACUGCUCUAUGAAGUGCUGCCUAGAUCUGUAGCUGAGCAGCUCAAGCAAGGAUCGUCGGUCAGUCCUAAAUCCUAUGAAAGUGUGACUAUCUACUUCAGCGACAUCGUAGGCUUUACAUCUAUCUCUGCUGAUAGCACACCACUACAGGUGGUGACUUUGCUGAAUGACCUCUACACAUGUUUCGAUGGCACAAUUGGAAACUUUGACGUCUAUAAGGUGGAGACGAUCGGUGAUGCAUACAUGGUUGUGUCUGGUCUACCGAUCAGGAACGGGAUUCAUCAUGUCAAGGAGAUUGCUUCCAUGGCACUGUCUCUUGUCAGGGAAGCAUACAAAUUCAGAAUCAGACAUAAACCUGAAGAGAAACUCCUCCUCAGGGUCGGAGUUCACUCAGGUGCUUGCGUGGCAGGUGUGGUUGGUCUGAGAAUGCCAAGGUAUUGUCUGUUCGGAGAUACGGUGAAUACAGCAUCGCGGAUGGAGUCUACUGGACAAGCAAUGAAAGUUCACAUCAGUGAGUCAACGAAGAAAUUGCUCGAUACCUUUAAGAACUUUGAGACAGAACCCCGUGGUGAGGUAGUCUUGAAGGGUAAAGGCUCUCAACAAACUUAUUGGUUAACUGCGGAAGCAUCGACAAGCGUCAUAGCUUGCCCCGUUACUGAAGUUGAGGUCUGAGCAGUAUGAUCGAAGCUCCUUCCCAUGGAUCUUCAUUUCAUAACAUUUUAUCAACUCGAUAGAUUAUUCAUAAUUUUUGUUUAGGUUACCGAACCCACGGACCAGCUAAAUCAAGGUGUAGGGCAAUGCGCCCCCCCCCCCCUCCUUUCAUUCCGCGACGCUUUAUCAUCAUAUUAUAAGUCAUUAAUAAAUAGUCCGCGUUUGAUCGAUUCGCGUCGCAGCACUAAUAUCAUUUGGAGAGACAUUAAUAUACAUUCGUUGCUCUCCACCCAGGUGUAGUCAAUAGGCAAUUUUAACGCCUAAGUACAGCUGGGCUAAAGCCAAGAUAAUAAAAGUAAUUUUAUAGGGCCCUUUUAGCAUCCUCAGGAUGGAUAUGUCUGUGUGCAAUAAAAAUUUAGCCAUUAUCAUUAGUGCUAUUGUUUAAAAGCUUUGAAAACUGUUGCUAUCAUGAUGUAAUCUUGAAUAUUGUCUUUCUUGCCGCAUACGGUAUAAUACAAUAACGAAGCGAGCUAAACCUUGGGACUUUUGUUCAACGUAGCAGUCACCGAUUUUUUUAUUUUUAUGAUAAUGUAUCACUAUUUACCUAUCAUAAACACAAUUGAAAAGACUACAGGGUGUGUAUAUUGAGGUUAAAAAUACAAUUUCCUUUCAUACAUCGCGUGUGCGUAAUGCUUUUUGAAUGCUGCAAAAUAAAUAUGUUCUUGGGAUUUUGGUUCGGUAAUAUCUUGAUCAUUGUAACAGUACAUAAAUGAACACUUAUGUCCAUUUUUUAUUUAUUUGCAUAAAAUGUAAAUGUAUUGAAUUGUGAAUAUGUAUAUAUUUAUCUGGGUUUUGUAUAUACAUGUGUAAAAAUGUAUGAAUUUAACGGACCAAGAAUCUAAUCUUAUCAUCAAGAUGAAUAACUUUGAAUCAGAAUUAGACCUCAUAAGUUCAAGGAGGUAGUAUCUAUUUUUAUAUGUUAGAUUGCCUUAGACUCAGAUUGGAAUAUGUUAAUUGUGACAUUUCUGUUCAAUCUACACAUGUCUUGAUUAUUAGACGAUUUUUAAUGUAUUUUAUUGUAUUAUUCAUUAUUCUAGCGAUUUUGUUGGGGUAUUUAGUAUACGUUGGCACUUUGAUUAGCAUACACUUAACGCAAAGCAAAUAGAUUAGACUUUUCUAAAUGAUUCGUAAAACCUAGGUCAUAGUAGAGGUACGGCCUGUCGCCGACUCCCGACUACCACUCGUGGGUAAUUAGUUGUCAGAGGUCGUAGAAAGGUGUUUGGCAGUCUUUGAAAGGUUGUCAGUGGUCGGCGAUUGAUAUCCAGAGCAUUUUGGUCAGCUGGAGGUUUACGCUACUGCAUCGAAAACCUUUGCUGGUCGUGGAUAGAGUUUUCUUGUUUUUUCCAAAGUGUAGGCGACAAUUCUCGGCCAGG